Rasamsonia emersonii CBS 393.64 is the source of this 424-nucleotide messenger RNA. RefSeq lists its product as uncharacterized. The annotation marks the transcript as partial. The transcript has 2 exons. The record is from RefSeq and is a predicted model, not a curated record. Gene Ontology annotation, biological process: chromatin organization. NCBI's taxonomy places the organism in Eukaryota, Fungi, Ascomycota, Eurotiomycetes, Eurotiales, Trichocomaceae. Gene Ontology annotation, cellular component: nucleus.
AUGCCUCCUCCGCAAGAGCAGCAGAGUGGCACGUCGGCUCCGCGAUCUUUCACCAACCAAACCCUCUCGGCAGAGGAUUUGCUGAAGUCGCAAACCGUCGGUCUGGUCAACCUUGAUGAAUUUCGCAAACGGAAAGCAGAGGUCCUAGAGCAGAAGGAGCGCGAGGCGCAAGACAGGACUUUAGGGCGAUUCACAACCGGUAAUUCAAGAAGCGUGACACCCUCAACAGGCGAUGUGACUGACGGUGCGCUGACGCCCGGGAGCAAUUCCUCGGAACGACCACCCAAGAAGAAGAAGCCGCUUGCUAAGAGCAAGCUCUCGUUUAGAGAUGAGGAGGAGGGCAAUGAUACUGGCGAGGAUUCCGCUGCAACGACCCAGGAAGCCCGUGAAUCACGUUCUGCAUCCAAGACGCCUGGGGAAGACA